GGGAGAGUCUCAAUCUGUUUACGCGGCGGGAAACGGACGAUUUUGGGGGAAAGCGAUUUCCUCCCUCCAAAAGGAUCUGUCUUUCGCUCACUCCCCAGCAGGAAAACCCUAAUCCCCCAAAUCUUCACACCCCACAGAAAAACCCUAAAUUCCCUUCUGGGUACAGUGGAGUGAUAGGAAGCAAAGCCCUUUUCGCGGCUCUCCUCCGAUGAUCUCCAUGGCGUGUGUCCCAAAGCCCGUGGAGGAAGAGACCCAGAUCGAAAUCGAUGUCCACGACCACGCUGAUUCUCCAAUUCGCUACGCGUCUCUCGAGCGCGUGUACUCGGUUUCCUCCUCGUCAUUGUGCUGUCUCAGCGCGGCCGGUUCGCACAGUGUGAUGUUUAAGAAGGUCAAGGCCCAGAAGGUCCCCAUGAUCGACCCUUUUAGUGGGGACGGAGAAGACGCUGGUGGUCCGUGUGGGUUCAAGUUGCAGCCGCGGCGGUGGCCAGAGAUUAUCCGCGUCUACUCUCGCCGUAAGCGGCCGCGGCGGCAGAGUUUCAUGGAGUCCGUGUUGACGCGUAAGGAGGGAGUGGACAGUAAGGGCGUGGUUGUGAAGACUGAGAAUGUGGAGUUCGAUGAAAAUUGUUGUUUUGAGGAGAAGCAACAGAAGAAAAGGAGGAUCGGUAAUGGGGAGCUGGUAAAAUUGGGUGUGGAUUCGAGUAUUUUAAGCAGCUCCAUCGGUCCGCGUUUGAGGGAUUGUAGGAAUAACAAUGCGUAUACUGGGAAGAAGGAAAAUGAGUCAUUGAAGAAGAAGCGAGGCUCUGCCAAGAAUCUUGACAAUUUGUUUCCUUCUGCUUCAGCUAAGAGAUGGGUCAGCAGGUUGAGUUAUGAUGGCGCUGAUCCUAUAAGUUUCGUUGGGCUGCAAUGCAAGGUAUUUUGGCCAUUGGAUGCUGAUUGGUAUGCAGGUUCUAUUGUUGGAUACAAUCUAGAGACAAAUCGUCAUCGUGUUAAAUAUGAAGAUAAUGAUGAGGAGGCUUUGGCUCUUGAUCGUGAGAAGAUCAAAUUUUUCCUUUCUCGUGAAGAGAUGGAAGGGUUGAACCUGAAGCUUGGUACUAAUGAUGUGGCUGUUGAUGGCCGUGACUAUGAUGAGAUGGUUGUACUGGCUGCUACUUUAGAAGAGUCCCAAGACUUUGAGCCUGGAGACAUCAUAUGGGCGAAACUAACUGGCCAUGCUAUGUGGCCUGCCAUCAUUGUGGAUGAAUCUGUUAUUGGAAAGCGGAAGGGUCUGAACAAGGUAUCUGGAGGGAGAUCAGUCCUUGUACAAUUUUUUGGCACACAUGAUUUUGCUAGGAUAAGAGUAAAGCAAGUAAUCUCAUUUCUUAAAGGGCUUCUCUCAUCUUUUCACCUGAAGUGCAAACAACCUCGGUUUGAACAGGGCAUGGAGGAAGCAAAAAUGUAUUUGAGUGAACAUAAGCUUCCGGCUAGGAUGCUCCAACUACGAAAUGAAGCUGAUACUGAUGAUUCUGAAAGCACAAAUAGUGCAGAAGAGGACAGUUCAGGCUCAGGGGAAGAUUGCAUAAACAAUGGAGAAGUCUGGUUGAGACCUGGGAGACUUGGAGAUUACCUGCAUAUAAUAGACGAUUUGCGAAUAGUAAAUCUUGGAAAGAUUGUCACGGACUCUAAGUUUUUCAAAGACGAUAAACAUAUUUGGCCUGAAGGUUAUACAGCUAUGAGGAAGUUUGUAUCGUUAAAAGAUUCUAGCAUUUCUGCCUUAUACAAGAUGGAAGUGCUUAGAGAUGCCGAGUCAAAGACACGCCCUCUCUUUAGAGUGACCGCUGAUAGCGGUGAACAGUUCAAAGGAUCCAGUCCAUCUUCCUGCUGGAAUAAAAUAUAUAAUAGGAUAAGAAAGAUUCAGAGUGCUACUGAUGGUCCUAAUGUUUUGGGGGAAGGGACGCAUGGAUCUGGUACUGACAUGUUUGGCUUCUCCAACCCAGAAGUCAAUAAACUUAUACAGGGAUUAUUAAAAUCCAGACCAUUGUCCAAGUUUGCUUCAUGCAAGCAUAGCUCUGGAAGGUAUCAAGAUCUUCCUGUGGGUUACCGACCUGUUCGUGUGGACUGGAAAGAUCUCGAUAAGUGCAAUGUUUGCCACAUGGAUGAGGAGUAUGAGAACAAUUUGUUCCUGCAAUGUGAUAAAUGUAGAAUGAUGGUUCAUGCUAAAUGCUACGGGGAGCUAGAACCCCGUGAUGGUGUGCUGUGGUUAUGCAACUUGUGUCGUCCUGAGGCUCCUAAUCCUCCUCCACCCUGUUGUCUUUGUCCUGUAGUAGGGGGUGCUAUGAAGCCGACGACUGAUGGGCGUUGGGCUCAUCUGGCUUGUGCUAUAUGGAUCCCAGAAACAUGCUUAUCUGAUGUCAAGAAGAUGGAACCGAUUGAUGGGCUGAGUAGAGUCAGUAAGGAUCGUUGGAAGCUGUUGUGCAGCAUCUGUGGGGUAUCUUAUGGAGCAUGUAUCCAGUGUUCAAACAAUACUUGUCGUGUGGCUUAUCAUCCUCUCUGCGCCAGAGCUGCUGGUCUCUGUGUUGAGCUUGAAGAUGAGGAAAGGCAUUAUCUUCUAUCUAUGGAGGAUGAUGAACCUGAUCAGUGCAUCCGCCUACUUUCAUUCUGCAAGAGGCACCGGCAAGCAUCAAAUGACCAUUUAGAACCAGAGGACAGGAUGAGACCAAUUUCUCAAAUAGCUUCUGAGUAUGUUCCACCUCCCAAUCCAUCUGGUUGUGCUCGCACUGAGCCUUAUAAUUAUUUCGGAAGAAGAGGGCGGAAGGAACCUGAAGCCCUUGCUGCUGCAUCUUCAAAGCGUUUAUUUGUUGAGAAUCAACCGUAUAUUGUUAGUGGCCACUGUCUACAUGAAUUUUCUACCUACAAAGAUAUUCAUGGAUCAAAGUUGUCUCAGAUGAAUAUUCCAAGCAGCAUUCUUUCCAUGGCCGAGAAAUAUACGUACAUGAAAGAAACCUACAGGAAGAGAUUGGCAUUUGGCAAAUCAGGAAUUCAUGGUUUUGGCAUCUUUGCAAAGCUACCACACAGGGCAGGAGAUAUGGUGAUUGAAUACACUGGAGAACUUGUUAGGCCUUCCAUAGCAGACAAGAGAGAGCAUCUUAUAUACAAUUCAUUAGUGGGUGCUGGGACGUACAUGUUUAGAAUUGAUGACGAGAGAGUUGUAGAUGCAACAAGGGCGGGAAGUAUUGCGCACUUGAUUAAUCACUCUUGUGAGCCAAAUUGCUAUUCGAGAGUAAUUAGUGUUAAUGGAGAUGAGCAUAUUAUCAUAUUUGCUAAGAGGGACAUCGAAAGAUGGGAGGAGCUGACCUAUGAUUAUAGGUUCUUUUCAGUGGAUGAACACCUUUCGUGCUACUGCGGCUUCCCGGGGUGUCGGGGUGUUGUUAAUGACACGGAAGCUGAGGAACAACUAGCAAAGAUUCAUGCUCCUCGCUGUGAACUUAUAGACUGGAACGAGGAGUAAGAGAACUUCGCAUCUGCCAUGUCCAUGCGAGGAUAUUCCAAAGGAUGCUACAAAAACGUAUCGACCCGCUCUGCCAAUUUGUGGAGAUUAUGAUUGAUAUUAGCUCUUGAAGAUGCCUAUAAGUUUCUCUCAAACCUUUCAAUUUUCUUGAUAUUCCGGCGGCAAACGAACUACUUCCUCUUCCUGAGAUGCCCUCUGUUCUGUUUCUAUAUCUAGUUAGUUUCUGUCACAAAGCCAUUUUUGUACAGAUGAUAUUUAACUAGACCGCAAAAAAAACCCGUUUUUUAAAUGUAAAGCCACACUACAAAAAUUCUGGAGGAACAGCUGCGUUCUCUCUUCUUCA
Molecule: messenger RNA, 3827 nt
Organism: Tarenaya hassleriana
Lineage: Eukaryota; Viridiplantae; Streptophyta; Magnoliopsida; Brassicales; Cleomaceae
Product: histone-lysine N-methyltransferase ATX2
Exons: 25
Coding region: 209-3484 (1091 amino acids)
Biological process (GO): regulation of transcription by RNA polymerase II
Cellular component (GO): chromatin; nucleus
Molecular function (GO): protein binding
Source: RefSeq, a predicted model, not a curated record